AUGAAAGAAUUCGCUAAAUAUUUGGCUCGGCGCUAUAGUUCGGUCAAUGCUGAAGAUGUCGAUGCAGUGUCCAAUAAUCAACAUCGCAUAGAUAAUGUCGUUUGUAGCACAGGCGAUAAACGUAAAAGUCUUAGAGCAAAACGUUCGGUAAAUGCUUCCGGCAUUUUAAAUUCAUUUUUCAAUGAGCGAAGCAGUAAACAGAGUGCCCGAUCACCAAAAUGUGCCUUUCUAUUAUUGUCCCUUGGCAUAUUGGCCAUAUGUGGAGCAGUAUUAGUAAAAAUAUUUCAUCCAUAUGACUUGAUAUUCAAAUGGAAACUCACAAUGUCAGAAGGCGGCGAAAUCUUCAAUUUGUGGGCUAAACCUCCAGUGGAUUUAUAUUUAAAAGUCUAUUUAUUUAAUAUAACAAAUGCGGCCGCCUUUAUGGAGGGACGAGAAAAAAUGCAUGUCGAACAAGUUGGACCCUAUGUUUACAAAGAAAUAAUGACCCACGAGAAUAUAACAUUCAACGAAAACAAUACCAUGUCGACAAAUCCCAGUCAUCCUUUGGUCUGGCAGGAACAUUUAUCCGAAGGACGUUCCGAAGAUGAUGAAGUCGUAAUGUUAAAUAUUGCCAUGCUGGCCAUAUCCCAUUUGACGGCAGACAAACCAUUUUUCAUACGCAUGGCUUUGAAUAGCCUAUUUGCAUCGCAGGAUUCCAAGCCCAUUGUCCGUAUGACAGCCAAGGAAUUUAUGUUUGGUUAUGCCACCACACUGACAUCAUUGGGUAACACAUUUUUACCCGGAUGGAUAUAUUUCGAUAAAGUUGGUUUGGUUGAUAGGAUGAUGGAUUUUAACAAAGAUUUUGAAACAUUCCAUACCGGUGUUCCGGAUCCCAGAAUUUCUGGUCUCUAUGCCACCUAUCGUGGUUCACCAAAUCUCCGCCAGUGGGAUGGUGAACAUUGCAGCAACAUUGAAAAUGCUUCAGAUGGUGUUAAGUUCCCCAGUUUUAUAAAGCCCAAUGACACGUUGAAAUUCUUUAGAAAAAGUAUGUGCCGCCCGGUGACAUUACAUCGUGCCGAUGAUGAACUAAUCCGUAAAGGCAGUUUGUCGGGCUAUAAAUAUAUCUUUGAAGAUAAUCUGUUGGAUAAUGGUCGUGUCAAUGAGAAAAAUAAAUGCUUUUGUCGUAAAGGUUACUGCCAGCCUGUGGGUUUAGUUGACGUCACCGAUUGUUAUUACGGUUUUCCAAUUUCACUAUCAUUUCCCCACUUCAUGGAUGGCGAUCCUCGUCUACAAACCGACAUAACUGGUUUGGAGCCCAACAAGGAAAAACAUUCAUCAGAAUUUAUCAUCGAGCCGGAAUCUGGUUUACCGCUUUCAUUAUCUGUGAAGGUACAAAUCAAUAUGCACUUCCAUGAUUUGUCUGCUUAUAGUCGGGUCAAACGUUUUAGCCAUUUGACUGUGCCCAUGUUGUGGUUUGAAAUUACAUUACCCGAAUUACCAGAUUCAUUGGAUUCCCGCUUCAAUUUCUAUUUGAAUAUUUUACCCUACAUUGAACCCGUUGGUUUUUGGGCUGGUUUAGUAUUUGGUUUAGCCCUGCUACUAUACGCCGUCACCCGGGCAACAAUGCGUUUAACCACCCUCAGUAAAAAUGGCCAAACCCUGGAGGUGAAUUAUGCACGAGCAAACCUCCUACAAGUGGCCACAAAUGGUGUCUAUAAUCCAUGUGAAAUGAAAUUGUUACAUUCGAAUGAAAAUAAUAAUAUGAUUGUGCGUAAUGAUGGCCACGAAUCGGAUGAAUUAUAUACCGAGCUGCAGACUUCGAUAAAUGAAAAACAACAAGGGAACACCACUAAACAUCGUGGUUCGUUUGCCUUGGAAUUGGAACCGGCAAUCUCCAACACCGAUACCGAUGAGGGCAAUGAAAGUGAUACAGCAACCUUAACGCUGAGUCGUAAUUCAACACCAUCCUGUUCGGAUGAUGGUGAAACGAAUAAUGAUAGUUUAAUAUCAAAAUCAUAUGCAUCCGAUGAUGAUGACGAUGAGGAGGGACAAAAUUUUCAUAUAAUAUCAAAUGCAAUUCUUAUUAAAUCAUGGCCCAUAAAAAUUUCCCUGCGAACCUAUUCCUCACCAUGUUGUCGAUCGAAAAAGCAAAAUCUUCUAAAAUAUCCUGCACUAAAAUUGGAUGAGACAAUGCCGAAAUUUUUAAAAAGCAUACAACCACUACUUAGCGAUAAGGAAUAUGAACAGACUGAACAAAUGGCAGAAGAGUUUACGUGUGGUGAAGGGGCUCAAUUGCAGGAAUUACUAGAAAAAACCGCACAAUGUGAAGAAAAUUGGUUGGCUCUUAGAUGGCUUAAAUAUGCCUACUUAGCUAAUCGAUUGCCAGUUACAAUAUACUCAAGUCCUGGUAUGACAUUUCCAAUUAUUAAAUUCAAGAAUCUCGAUGAAUACUAUAACUAUACGUCUAAACUUAUAAUGGGUUUGAUUAAAUUCAAGAAACAAGUUGAUGAUGGUCUUAUACCAAUAGUUAAAAUGGGUAAAUUGGAAUUGGAUAAUUCACAAUUUGGUGCUGUGUAUGGCACCUGUCGCAUACCUCUCUCAAAGGAGGAUGAUAUUGAAUAUAAUCCCAAAUCUCCGCAUGUGGUGGUUAUUUAUAAGAAUCAUUUUUACAAACUACCAGUCUACAAUAAACAUGGUCGCAUUGUAAAUGCCAAAAUAUUGGCGGAAGAGCUUAAGCGUAUAGCUAAUACCGAAAAAACUUAUGGUAUACCUUUGGGCAUUUUAUCCACGGAUCAGCGUGAUAAUUGGGCUGAAUCGUAUUUGGAAUUAAGUAAAUGUGGCAAUAAUUGCAAAAGUCUGAAGUGUAUACAUUCGGCAUUGUUUACCGUUUCACUGGAUCAGUGUGUUGACUUUAAGGAUGCGGAUAAAUAUAAUGUUUUGUCACAUCAGCUAAUACAUGGCGGUGGAUCUAAGCAAAAUUCUGCCAAUCGUUGGAUGGAUAAAACUAUACAAGUACGUUUUAUUGAAGAUAAAACAAAACAGGGGGAAGCCAAUGAAAAUGAACGCAAAAACACAAAAACAUUCUAUUAUUUGGUCGCCGUUAUUGUCAAUCCGAAUGGCAUGAGCGGCUUUUGUUAUGAACAUUCUCCUGCAGAAGGCCAACCUAUAGCUUUGAUGACCGAAUAUUUGACAAAAAUUUUGUAA
Messenger RNA from Musca vetustissima, 3183 nucleotides. RefSeq lists its product as uncharacterized. NCBI's taxonomy places the organism in Eukaryota, Metazoa, Arthropoda, Insecta, Diptera, Muscidae. Gene Ontology annotation, molecular function: scavenger receptor activity. The record is from RefSeq and is a predicted model, not a curated record. The transcript has 12 exons. Gene Ontology annotation, cellular component: cytoplasm; membrane. Bases 1 to 3183 code for a protein of 1060 amino acids.